ACGUCGACGUCUUCAAAGUUCUUCAGAACCGAAAUGAACGCAAGUGUCACCGAAUCGUACAGAUGUCCACAAAUAUGACUGAAUUCAGUGAACUCUGCGAAGACGAUAAGAUAGCACUCCUGAAGAAGGGCUGCACAGAGAUUAUAUGUCUGCUAACUGUUGUCACUUUUGACUUCGAGGGCGAGUUCUGGACGGUUCCCAUAGAUGAUGAAAACGCGGCACAGGUAUCACUGGAUGUGCUGAAGUGGGGCAAAUGGAACCUCUAUGACCUGCACCGGCAGUUCAUGUUUAAUGUCUAUCAAGAAUAUAACUCCGAUAUGAAUAUUAUUGAUUUGUUGACAGCUAUUUUGCUGUUUAAUCCAAACCAAUCAAAUCUGAUCCAUAAAGAUAUGAUAAAGUGA
This is a messenger RNA of Oppiella nova, 401 nucleotides long. The record is from the annotation of a GenBank genome assembly. Lineage: Eukaryota; Metazoa; Arthropoda; Arachnida; Sarcoptiformes; Oppiidae.